Messenger RNA from Saprolegnia parasitica CBS 223.65, 339 nucleotides. RefSeq lists its product as hypothetical. Lineage: Eukaryota; Oomycota; Saprolegniomycetes; Saprolegniales; Saprolegniaceae. The record is from RefSeq and is a predicted model, not a curated record. The transcript is spliced from 2 exons. The coding region runs from base 1 to 339 and encodes 112 amino acids.
AUGCUCGACCGUCCCGCAGCAAACAACUUCCACAAGACGGCGAUGCAGAACAAGGUCAACUACGUCAAGAACGAAGUGCUCUCGCGGCCGGCGACGGCGACGUUCGAGGACAUGACGCGCGACCUCGGCUUUGAGCGGCGCAAGAGCGAGCGCCAGCGCACCAUGGCCAGCUGCAUGGACCUCGACGUGCGCCUCCGCCUCGUCGUCGCCGAAGCCCGCGACAAGGACGGGCCCAUCAUGGUCGCACACGUCUUCCGCUCGUCGCACACGCCGACCGACCGCAACUACCGUCAAGCGGGCCGCGCCGCGCUCGCCGGCGACUUUCUCAUCCACGGGUAG